UCAGCUGCGUCGUAUUACAAAACUUCCUGGUUUGGCCAUUGAAACAGAUGUCGCCUCUCCGUUAGAUGUUCGGUAAAUGUUAACAGCUCCGUCUCCUAUCAUAGCAGGUUAACAGUGUGACCGCCGCCGCCGCCAUCAUGAACCCGGAGAAGGACUUCGCUCCGCUGACGCCCAACAUCGUGCGGGCUCUGAACGACAAACUGUACGAGAAGAGGAAAGUCGCCGCCUUGGAGAUCGAGAAGCUGGUCCGGGAGUUCGUGGCUCAGAACAACUCCACACAGAUCCGACAUGUCAUCCAGAUCCUGGCGUCGGAGUUCGCCCUCUCGCAGCACCCCCACAGCCGCAAGGGGGGUCUGAUCGGACUGGCCGCCUGCUCCAUCGCGCUCGGUAAGGACUCGGGUCUGUAUCUGAAGGAGCUCAUCGAGCCGGUGCUCACGUGCUUCAAUGACUCAGACAGCCGCCUGCGCUACUAUGCUUGCGAGGCCCUCUAUAACAUAGUCAAAGUGGCCCGGGGGGCCGUGCUGCCCCACUUCAACCUGCUCUUCGAUGGCCUAAGCAAGCUCGCAGCAGAUCCGGAUCCCAAUGUGAAGAGCGGAUCAGAGCUUCUGGACCGACUGCUGAAGGACAUAGUGACGGAGAGCAACAAGUUUGACCUGGUGGCGUUCGUCCCGCUGCUGAGGGAGAGGAUCUACUCCAACAACCAGUAUGCCAGGCAGUUCAUCAUCUCCUGGAUCCACGUCCUGGAGACGGUGCCAGAUAUCAACCUGCUGGACUACCUCCCCGAAAUCCUGGACGGGCUCUUCCAGAUCCUGGGAGACAACAGCAAGGAGAUCCGCAGGACGUGUGAGGUGGUGCUGGGGGAGUUUCUGAAGGAGAUCAAAAAGACGCCGUCCAGCGUGAAAUUUGCAGAGAUGGCCAACAUCUUGGUCAUCCACUGCCAGGUCGCCGAUGAGACCAAACUCACAAACGACCUGAUCCAGCUCACGGCUAUGACCUGGAUGAGAGAGUUUAUCCAGCUCGCGGGCAGAGUGGUGCUCCCCUACACCUCUGGCAUCCUCACUGCAGUGCUGCCCUGCCUGUCCUACGAUGACAGGAAGAAGAACACCAAAGAAGCGGCCAGCGCCUGUAACCACAGUCUGAUGAAGCUGGUGACCGCCGAGGAUGAUGAGGAUGAGGAGGAGGAGAAAAGUGGAAGCAUGGAGUCGCCGGCCAGGGAAGACGGACAGCCCAAGACGGAGGCAGACAGCAAUGAUAUGCUGAAUGCGUCCCAAGAAUCUGUUGGUUUCAGUAACAUCAGCUUCUUUGCUCCAGCGAGUGCCGACCGGCCUCAGGUGUCACUGGACCUGGAUGGGAUUGUUCAGGUGUUGGACCGUCACCUCCACGACUCCUCCACUGGCAUGAUGACCCGUAUCGCCGUGCUCAAGUGGCUCUACCACCUCUACAUCAAGACGCCGCGCAAAAUGUUCCGCCACACAGACAGCUUGUUUCCCAUGCUGCUGAAAACACUGUCUGAUGAGUCUGAUGAGGUGAUCCUGAAAGAUCUGGAGGUUUUAGCUGAGAUUGCAUCAUCUCCCGCCGGCCAAACGGACCAAUCAGGCGCCUGCGACGGCACCGACAGCAAACUGGUGCUCAAGGUCCCGGACGGUGCCAAACCUGGACAGCAGCACAGCACGGGCUCCAAAGCCGUGGACUCCUCCCCCUCCACUCCCAGUAUGAACUCCUAUUUUUACAAGUUCAUGAUCAACCUCCUGAAACGCUUGAGUCAAGAGAGGAAGCUUCUCGAGAACCGAGGAGCUUUCAUCAUCAGGCAGCUGUGUUUGCUGCUUCAUGCGGAGAACAUCUUCCACUCCAUGGCUGACAUCUUGUUGAAGGAGGAGGACCUCAAGUUUGCCUCCACUAUGGUUCAGACACUCAACACCAUCCUGCUCACCUCUGCCGAGCUCUUCCAGUUACGCAACCAGCUGAAAGACCUGCGCACCCAGGAGAGCUGCGCUCUGUUUUGCUGCCUCUAUCGUUCGUGGUGCCACAACCCGGUGGCCACUGUGUCGCUCUGCUUCCUCACACAGAACUACAAACACGCCUAUGACCUCAUCCAGAAGUUUGGAGAUCUAGAAGUGACGGUAGACUUCCUGAUGGAGGUGGACAAACUUGUGCAGCUCAUAGAAAGCCCCAUUUUCACCUACCUGCGGCUGCAGCUGCUGGAUGUGGAGAACAACCCUUACCUGAUCAAGGCGCUGUACGGUCUGCUGAUGCUGCUGCCACAGAGCCAGGCCUUCCAGCUGCUCUCCCACCGCCUGCGCUGCGUCCCUAACCCAGAGCUCAUGAGGACUGUGGACGAGUCCAGGUACAUGGACUCUAAACAACAAACGGCCUCCAAACGUGCCUCCCACACUAAGAUGGAUUACAACGAGCUGCUCCAGCAUUUUGACCGCGUCCAGAGCAAACAUCUGGAGGUGCGACACCAGCGCUCUAGACGUGCCUCUGACCACCCGGACAGGAAGCUGAUUUGAAGUCAUUGUGCCAUAGCGACCUCAGGUCAUUGAGAACAGUAAGAGAACGGGAAAGGAAAUUAUGUUAGGACAUAUAUCAAGUUGUACUGAAAGAUGCUAAUGAAGCCAAAAAGUAUUAAGUGAGUACAAUUUAAAAACUGUCUUAUCAGAGAAGCACUGGAUCUACAGUACAUUUUCACUAAACAUCUCUUAUGUUUGAAAAUGUUUCUGCUUGUAAAGAGGGAAAGAUUAUGUAACAUAAGCAAGAUACAUUUAAAACAAGGAACAGAUUUAAUACUCGUCAGGUUGUACUUAAUGUGAAGACUCAAAGAAUGUGCAUAAAAUCGCCUGCAUCACAACCAGUGGUGGUGAGGAUGUGGUCAUAUCCCGAGUUAUCAUCCUGCUCCGUCAGCUGCCCAGGCUCUUUUUUCCAGCAUAAAUGAAAUAUUGACAGUAUUUCAACCGAAACAGUCGCGCAUGCCAGUGUUAAAUAUUACACUUGUUUCAUCUGCUGUCCACGUGAACCACAGUAUUUUCACGGUGUUUCCUUCUGAGCAGUACAAAUAGAGCGUGAACUCUUUGUUGCCUUAAUCUCAUGACAGCCAGGAAAGAAGUCUGCACCCGGCUCGACCGAGGUGACCUCUGGAAGCUGUGGGUGACUGAUAUGCUGGUAUAAACUCUGGAUAGACCCGCACUGUUUAACCUUUUGUCAUUUCUUUGUUAUUGCAGUUAAUCAGAAACUUGACUUGACACACUUCCGAAGCUUUUAUUUCACUUUCGCGUUCUUACAUAAUCUUCAGCGGAUUUGUAUCGGUCUGUUGUUUGUGCAGUGUCUGUUUGUCUUGCAUUCCUUAAAAAGAAAAAAUCGCACUUCUGUCAUUUUUGUGUGGAAAUUAUUAAAGUGGACCACAUGUUUGAAAUCAUA
Pleuronectes platessa (European plaice) is the source of this 3414-nucleotide messenger RNA. It is a transcript of the gene vac14, whose product is annotated as vac14 homolog (S. cerevisiae). The record is from RefSeq and is a predicted model, not a curated record. The coding region runs from base 138 to 2510 and encodes 790 amino acids. Gene Ontology annotation, cellular component: PAS complex; endosome membrane. The transcript has a single exon. Gene Ontology annotation, biological process: positive regulation of kinase activity; phosphatidylinositol biosynthetic process. NCBI's taxonomy places the organism in Eukaryota, Metazoa, Chordata, Actinopteri, Pleuronectiformes, Pleuronectidae.